UACAAGCAUAUUCUCCUUGAAUCCAUAACCUGUGUCAUCUGUCAACGAUCAAUUCAAGCUUCGACUGCACAGGUCUAACGUUCAACGAAUAUUUCUCAGAAUUAUCCCACGGUGACAACUUCACUUGACGUUAAUUAUGUUUUCCAAAUUUGUUCUGCUAUUCUCCCUAUUAGUAGCCAUUGAAGCCCUUGCGAAGACUAGGGCCCCAUCUGGUGGAAUCGUUCAGGGCAUAUCACCACGCGGUGAGCACCAUUCUGCACAAGAUGUCAUCAACCAGCUAGGACUGGCGCCGAGCGCGGAGAAAGGGUACUAUUUAGAGACCUUUCGCGACUCAGCGCUGUAUGGCAACCGGUCUGUUAGCACCGCAAUUUACUACCUAUUGGAGGGCGCCGUUGGCAAAUCAUAUUGGCACCGGGUUGACGCGGCUGAAGUCUGGCACUAUUACGCUGGGGCACCGUUAACACUCUACUUGUCUCUGGACAACGGUCAGCCAGUUAGGGAGAAUCUUUUGGGUCCAGAUAUCUUUCGCAAUCAAACACCACAGGUGGUGAUUGCUGCACAUGAGUGGCAACAGGCAUUAAGCCACGGAAAGUGGACCUUGGUAGGAACCACAGGUAGGUUUCCCCAGUUUUUCUCUUUUCUAUCUGUUCUUCUUGGGUUCCUUCUACCUAUUGACGGACCUCUUCAUCUGACUUGCAUUAUAGUGGCUCCUGCAUUCACAGAUUCUGGUUUUGAGUUAGCACCUCCUGGAUGGCAGCCGAACGGUGCCUAACUACUUCUGUCACACAUGUACUUGUAUCUAACACCUACCGUCGAGCUGGCAAGAAUCCUAUAGAACUUUCAUGGAAUCCGAAUUGAAGAAUUGGGCAUUAGGGGUUAUACACGUAGACCUAUUUCUGCAGGUACCUACUAGGUGGUUAGAUAGACUCUUUAGACACGAGCAAUCCAAUAUUUUCGAUAGUUCAGAUCGU
This is a messenger RNA of Sclerotinia trifoliorum, 971 nucleotides long. The record is from the annotation of a GenBank genome assembly. NCBI's taxonomy places the organism in Eukaryota, Fungi, Ascomycota, Leotiomycetes, Helotiales, Sclerotiniaceae.